GCAGCCUGUGAACGAACGUUAUAAAUAAUAGAAGACAGAUCGCAGACUUCCCAGCCCUCAAUAUUAGAAAGUGGCCGUAUUGCGCGCGCGAGCAGAACAGCUCGACAAUGGAAGAAGAGGAAAUGGAGGAAGACAAAAAAGAUGCCGCUGCUGUUACAGACGCUGAGGAGCUGGUGGGACCGAAUGAAGUCGUGGCUCGUGCUCUAGACGGGACCAGGCUCUACCUGUACAACCACCAGGCUGGAGGUCAUACGGCAUUUCUGCGUACUGGUGGGGGCUCUGUGUGCAAGCCGGUUGUCGCGCUGGAGCUCCAAUUUUACGAGGCUCUAGCUCCACAAUUUCCACAACUACGACCGUUUGUUCCUCAGUUUCUCGGGAAGGUCAAGGUUGAGCUCACGACUUCGAUACCGAACAAGUAUCCCACCUCACCGCCACCUCAGUCGUCCUCGACGUCACCAACGGAGCCGCUCAAUACACCGAAGAAAAUGCGGAAAGGUUAUCUCGGAAAGAAACGACGUCUAGGCAAGUGCAAUGCAAUCGCAACUCCCACGUCACAUGGAGGCUACAGUGCCAAACUGUGGCAACAGGAACGAGCAAAGAAGAACAAAAGAAAGGGCGACAACGGUGUUGCGUUAACACGAGCCGACAGCGGAAGUGUGAAAGACUACCUGGUUUUGGGAGACCUCACCCGAAACUUUUGUCGACCCUGCGUACUCGACAUUAAGAUGGGAACCCGUCAACAUGGAGAGGAUGCAUCACCCGCCAAGGUAAUAUCACACACUGCCAAGUGUGCUGCUACCACGUCACUUGCGCUCGGACUACGACUCUGUGGCAUGCAGAUCUACGGCGAGCACGAAGGUACUUACACUAUUUGGGACAAAACGUGGGGAAGGCAGCUCAAACCUGAUGACAUCGAGCCAGCUCUGGAGACGUACCUCACGAGCGGCUCUGCAAUACGCUGGGAUGCAUUGGAAGAAUUACUUGCCAAAAUUCGUCAGCUGAAAAAUAUUAUGGCCGAAACUACCGGGUUACGCUGCUGGGGUUCGUCGCUACUCCUUAUAUACGAAGGUGAUCAGAGUUAUGGACCACCCAACGCAGAUGUGCGUCUCAUCGACUUCGCACACUGUCAAAUAAGCUCUUCACUUGAUACACCUGACGAAGGAAUGCUGCUUGGUCUUUCCAAUAUCGAUCAUUAUUUGAGCAACAUCGCUUCUCGGAAACGAAAGAAUGAGGAAGCAGAAGAAACUACAACUAAUACAGCAAGAUUGCAAUCGUAGCCUAAGAAAUGACGCAGUAAGAGAAACAUUUCAAUCAGAUUAUCGUUAUCAUCGAUAAAAGCUAGCUGUUAGACUGGAA
Phytophthora nicotianae INRA-310 is the source of this 1356-nucleotide messenger RNA. RefSeq lists its product as hypothetical. The transcript has 3 exons. Lineage: Eukaryota; Oomycota; Peronosporomycetes; Peronosporales; Peronosporaceae. Gene Ontology annotation, cellular component: nucleus; cytoplasm. Gene Ontology annotation, molecular function: inositol hexakisphosphate kinase activity. Gene Ontology annotation, biological process: inositol phosphate biosynthetic process; phosphatidylinositol phosphate biosynthetic process. Bases 108 to 1277 code for a protein of 389 amino acids. The record is from RefSeq and is a predicted model, not a curated record.